AUGAGUUCUUCUUCUCGUUCGUGUUCUUCUUCUUCUUCUUCAUAUACUAAUGGAAGAAAGAUUAUCACCCAACAACAGAGGAAGCGAUUCUUCAACAACAACAACAAAAACAACAAAGAAACGAUGAUAAAAGCCUCUUCUUCUGAUCAAGAUCCUUCAAAAUCUAUGGCGGAUGAUACCACACCGAACGUUUCCGUCGGUCCUUCGUGCUCGAUCGACGAACCGGAAACGUGCUCGUUAGCGGAUUUGGAGAUUUUGUACGUGGAUGCCCUCUGGAAUUACUACAACGACGGCAAGUUUACGCUCUCGGACGGACAAUACGAUCGCAUCCGGGAAGAACUCAAUUGGCAAGGGUCUGGGUUUCCAACGUUAAGAAGAGACGAGAUUCAGUUCGUACAAGCCGCGAUGGCGUAUUCUCGAGGGGAGAAGAUCAUGGGCGACGACGAGUACGAGGACUUGAAGAGGAAAAUCAAAAACGAAGCCGGGAAGAGGAAGGACGUGACGGCGUUGCUUUUGUACACCAAAGGGCAGCAGCUGUUAGACGAGGCGCAGUUUGAACUCAUGAGCGAAGAGAUGAUGAAACUUGGCAUCGACGUUGGAAUGAAAGGCGCCACGUGCACUUUAUCCCAAACGCCGACGACGCUCGAAAACGACGCCUCGGCGGUGGCGAAGAUGUACGCAGCGUUGGCGUUGGUUCCGUUUUUGGUCGGUUUAGCGCCGACGAUUGUCUUUGACGUUCUCGGUUUGCACGUCCCGAAUGGCUUAGCGUUAGGUUUCGCGACCACGUUAGCCGCCAUCUUGACGUACAAAUUAGCCGAGUACACGGAAUUGAACAACGCGCAAAUUUUAACCGGCCAGUGUCCGUGCUGCGAGGAACCGUUUAAGCAACUGUUUUCGGGUGAAAACGGCGGCGAGACAGAGAUGGAACACAAGUGCAAAGUGUGUGGAACCACGUGCUCGCUGAACCGAGAGAAGAAGUUAAUCGUGACCAGCGGACCGUUCGCUAUUUAA
Molecule: messenger RNA, 1011 nt
Organism: Bathycoccus prasinos
Lineage: Eukaryota; Viridiplantae; Chlorophyta; Mamiellophyceae; Mamiellales; Bathycoccaceae
Exons: 1
Coding region: 1-1011 (336 amino acids)
Biological process (GO): photosynthetic electron transport in photosystem I
Cellular component (GO): chloroplast thylakoid membrane
Molecular function (GO): oxidoreductase activity, acting on iron-sulfur proteins as donors
Source: RefSeq, a predicted model, not a curated record